AUGCGGCCAGGGACGAGCCGCGGUUCCGAGCAGCUGAACCCCGGCACCGCCGCCGCCCCUCGAUCCCUGCUUCAGCGCAUCGUGGGAUCGAUCCAAGCCCACGAGCUGCUCGGGGCCUCCCCGGAGCGGCCGGACGCGGGUAAAUUCACACUGCUGCGAGACACCCGGACAGAUGGCAGCUUCCUGGUGCACCACUUCCUCUCCUUCUACCUCAGAGCUGGCUGCAAGGUUUGCUUUGUGGCCCUGCUCCAGUCCUUCAGCCACUACAGCAUCGUGGCACAGAAGCUGGGGGUCAAUCUGGCAGCUGCCAAGGAGCAGGGACAGCUUGUCUUCCUGGAGGGCCUCAAGUCCUGCCUUGACCUCCUGUUUGGGGAGGAGGAGCAGCCAGGACAGCCCAGUCCUCUGCAGUUCCUGAGCGGGAGCAGCGGUGAGCUGCGAGCCCUGUUUGACUUUGUGCGGGUGUCCCUGACUCCCUGUGCCCAGGCUUCCUGGAAAGGGCCCGUGCUGCUGGUGGAUGACCUCAGUGUGCUGCUGAGCCUGGGGGCUGCUCCAGUGGCCGUGCUGGACUUCAUCCACUACUGCCGUGUGUCCGUGUGCUGCCAGCUGCAGGGGAACAUCGUGGUGCUGGUUCACAGCAGCGAGGAUUCAGAAGAUGAGGAGAACGAGCUGGUUGUGAACUCCCUGUGCCAUCACAGUGACCUCAUCCUGUGGGCAGAGGGGCUGGCCACUGGCUUCUGCAAGGAUGUUCAUGGGCAGAUUAAGAUAAUCAAGAGAUUGUCCUUGCGGCAGGCAGCGGAGCAGGAUCAGGUCCAGAUCUACCAGUACAAGAUCCAGGACAGGAACGUCACCUUUUUCGCGCGGGGGCUGUCGGCUGCAGUCCUGUGACACUGCUGGGAAUGGCAGUCCUGUGACACUGUGACACUGCUGGGAAUGGCAGUCCCUGCCUUUGCAAAAACACCACCAGCACCUCUCGGGAGCAGCGCAGCAGCCUGACCCAGGGGGGAAGCUCAGACACUCCUGGAAGUGCUGCCAAGGUGGGAUCAGCCUGCCUGGAGCCUGCUGCAUCCCUUUGUCCUCCCACCCCGUUCCCAACACGCUCAGGCCAAGAAGAGGAGCAAGAACUUGCAAGAAUGGCCCUUAGAGCCUGUGAGUACAGGCAGGGGUGCCCCGCGGGCUGGGUGUGCCGUGCCUCACCUUUUCCGGAGUGCCGGGCAGUGCCUGGCGCUGCGCGGGGAGCGCCCCCCUCCCUGCGCUGGCACGGGAGCAGGUGACACACCGCGGGUGGAGCAGGGAAGGUCUGGGAGCCUGGUGCAAUCCUCUCCUUGCUCCUGGUUCUGGCUGCCAGAGAUGUGCCCAGCUCCCAGCUCCAGCUGCCUGCAGUUGGUACAUCCACAGCUCUGUGUACAGCCCUCACGACCUGGGCGCUGCCGUGCUUCAUCCCAGGCUCCUCCUGGGUUUGUGGCCAGAUAAACCCCUCUGUGAGCCAGCCCCUGCUUCCUCAUCCCAGAGCCUGACUGGCAGCUCCCUGACCUGCCUGUGCUGAAGCAGUCUGUAAAAAUAAUAACCUGUAAUCUUAGUGAGAUAAGGGUACAGUGGUUAAGUAACCAUGGGUCUCUGGGUGGGAACUGCUCUCCAUCUGCUCCUUGGCAGGGAGCAGGAAUCUCCCAAGCCUGGAUGAGGAGAGGCCCUUCCCCAUGGCCACAAGGGCAACCCUAGGAGCAGAGUUCGGGCCUGCAGGUCUCCUGGAAGAUGCUCCUGCUGGGAUAUCCCAUUUAUCCUGGGAGAUGAGAACAUCCCACACACUUGUGAGAGUCCAGAGCAACCUGCCAGGUGCUUGCAGCUCCAGAGCUGGGAUAGCAGCUCUGGCAGCGCGACACAUUCCUGAUUUUCCACGUAGACUCAGUGACCCAUCCUCUGCUGGUUUGGGAAUGUUUUUCCUUAGUUUUGGGAGCUCAGGGCUGUGACUGCUGAUCAGUGGCAGCCCAGGGAAGCCAGGCGGGCUCCAGGGAUUGUGGCAAAGCCACAGGGGAGGGAGGGGGGUCAGGCUGUGUGUGUGCUAUAGGCCCACUUGUCCCUGGUGUCCCCGGGUGUCUCUGUGCUCUGCUGUGGAAGUGGCAGUGCCCAGUGGCACUGCUGCUGUCCCAGGGUGGUGGCAGUGCCCAUGCAGUGUCACAGUCUGCCUAGGGAGGAUGAGAGGAGCAGCAGCUGCUGGCAGUGCAGCUGUGAUGGGCACAGAAUGGUGUAUAAUUGGAGUAGUAUCUGUAUGAUUAUCCUUGGAGAGAUCCCAAAGCCGACCCCCAGGCUCUGCCUCUCCCUUUUGAAACCAGCACGGUUAUUGUGUGACAUCAGCACUGUGACAUCAGCACCGUGUGACAUCACUGCUGACUUUGGCCUGGUUCCUUCUGCCCUUAGCCAGUGUCUGUAUCCAAGAAAAGGGCUGGAGCCUGGGCCUGCCCCCCCCCGUGUCCCCUGCAGGGAGUGUUCCUGUGUUCAGAGCCCCUCAGAUGUGCACUGUGCAGUGUGAGCUCAGACAGGGACGUGGAGCCGGUGGGGGCUGCUGAGUCCCAGCCAGGACCUGAGCCAGCCCGGCCCGGUGGCCAGCAGUGGCCUUGGCCAGCAGGACGUGCCGUGGCAGCCGUGCUGAGCCGAGGCCAGCAGCGCGGCCGUGCUGGGGCCAGGGCAGCGCAGAGUGGCUGUCAGCAAUGGUGCCGUGGUGGCAGCACACCGUGGCCUUGCCGGGGUCAGCCACCAGCUGCGUGCUCAGGGCCGCUGCCUCGGCACUGUUUGUGUGCCGGAGUGAGGAACCGGGUGGGGCUUGGCCUGAGGGCUCCGCUCUCCGUUCCCUCGAGUGGAGGGAGCGGCAGGCAGGGCUUGCACCAGGGCUGGGGCUGGUGGGACAGGGGGGCAGGGCCGUGGGAGAGCAGCAGCGGCUGCAGGGACUGUUGGUGAACAUCGGUGACGGUGCCAGGGCCUGGAAAGGCUGUUGUGGGGGUGCUCAGCUGCUGGGGGAGAAGGAAAGAUCCUUGGCCUGUGGGCACCGUGUGUCCCUUCCAUGUGCCCAGUGCUCCCAGUGCCCACUUCUGUUCCCGGGAAUCAGAGUCACCGCUGUCCCUGCACCGAGCCUGGGCUCUCCCUCCCGGUGUGCUCUGCCCCGGGGUGCUCCAGGGCUCCUCCUGACCCUCCUGGCGACUCCCAGCGCCCGCCCCGCACGCUCCUGCAUGGGCCGGCCCCGCUCUGCCCCCUGUGAUCACUGAUAACACUGAUUAACACUGAUUAACACUGAUUCGUGUUAAUCGUAGAAGUUUUGGAGUUUGUAUAAACCAGAAUACUUAAAAUAAGAACGUGGACCCAAAUAAAAGGAAAUAUAUGAUUAA
Ficedula albicollis (Collared flycatcher) is the source of this 3374-nucleotide messenger RNA. RefSeq names its product elongator acetyltransferase complex subunit 6 (gene ELP6). The coding region runs from base 1 to 885 and encodes 294 amino acids. Lineage: Eukaryota; Metazoa; Chordata; Aves; Passeriformes; Muscicapidae. The record is from RefSeq and is a predicted model, not a curated record. Gene Ontology annotation, cellular component: elongator holoenzyme complex. Gene Ontology annotation, biological process: tRNA wobble uridine modification. The transcript is spliced from 9 exons.